AUGGAUGCUAAAAAGAUGUUGAAGAAGAAAUCGUUAUUGGUUCAAGAGGUAAAACCAGGUUCAUCUUCAUUCGAAGAAUAUCAGAGGCAUUGUGGAGAGGGUUCGUCAACGCCUUCUGUGAUCCUUGUUGCUGUAGACAAAUCCGAAACGCCGGCAGGAUUUUGUGGUUUAGCGCAGGACAAAAUAUUUUUAAAACUUGAACUUUUCAUAAAGGCGAAGGCUGAUGAGGAAUCGAUUGCACCGAUCGCUCUGGUUAACAUGGCUCUGAAGAUUUCACGGAAGCGUUUCCCAGAUUCUGUUGUGAUGAUAGAUUCGAAAAUGAAGAACGUUGUGCAUCUUGAAAAUCUUGGGCAAGCUUCAACAGAUUCUGCUUUACGUCGUCUUAUGCCUUUAGAGAAGUCAUUCGGCCAUUUGCAGACAUUCAAGUUCGUUCCACUGGCUUGGCUACAGCAUCUGAUGGAUGCGAGGAAACUUGGCGAAUCAAUAAUUACCAUUUUCGUGCAGCUCAGCAUUGCGGUACAGCGUGGCCAAGAAGACGUCGCAGUCCAUUCUCCAUCAAGCUCUGACCUUCAAAACGAGGCAUUUUUGCUCGACUUUGCUUGGGACCGACUCAAUACUGGUAGAUGA
This is a messenger RNA of Haemonchus placei, 627 nucleotides long. Lineage: Eukaryota; Metazoa; Nematoda; Chromadorea; Rhabditida; Trichostrongylidae. The record is from the annotation of a GenBank genome assembly.